This is a messenger RNA of Echinostoma caproni, 393 nucleotides long. Lineage: Eukaryota; Metazoa; Platyhelminthes; Trematoda; Plagiorchiida; Echinostomatidae. The record is from the annotation of a GenBank genome assembly.
AUGUUUGAACUGUUUUGUGGACUAUCAGAUGCCGGCCGUGAACUCCAGAAAAUAGAGCAGUCCGACAUUUCGGAAGAUUUUGCCAUCAAUCCGCAGUUUGAAAAUCUCCUGAAUCGAAUCAAAUCACUUGUAACCACGGGAUAUGACUUGAGUUGUCGUUCAGCUUGUGAAAAAGUGAAAGAAACCAGAAUUCAGUAUCUUUACGAUCAGUUGAUGAAACUCAGACGAGGAGCACAUCUGGCUGAAGCUGAUUUGCGUCUGAUCAAGCCCAGUUCCAGUGGAGUGGCCCUCUAUGUGGAUCUGCACGGACACUGUUCAAAACGCGGAUGUUUCUUAUAUGGAAAUUGGUUGGAAAAAGAGGAUGAAAUGGUACGAUUCUGUUUUGAAUCCUGA